GGAAAUUGAUUCUCGGACGUGCAAUAGCCUACCAAUCUACAUGCUACGAGUAUGUAAUGCUGCACUACCAGUGCCUUUCAAGACAUCUGGCCUCAGGGUAACACAACGAUCAGGCGCAGGACGCAGAGUUUCUGGCACGCUUAGCUCGGGCUUUAGCACGACCAUCAUCCACGAGCUUCCCGCGGGGCAGCGUUCAACUGAUUAUACCCCCUGCUAUACUAACUCCAUCACGACCCUCGAUGCAUCUCGUCUUGGUUCAAGCGACGUCAUCACACUAAGUGGGACGACAACCCAAGUCUGGGACCGCACGACGUUGGCCCGCCGCUCAAAGCCAACAGCGAAAGGAUCAUGGUGGAAGCGAGUCCAAGCUCCAAAUGGCCGGGCAAGGGAUGGCGCCUUCACGGAGGUGAAUACUGGUUCGCCCUGGCUGAGCAAUGAUAUUUCAACGGCAAGCAGUCAAUUCCCGCAUAAACCCAGGGGCUGGCUCUACUAUUAUAGGCCUCCCUCUCGUCCUCCCACUGCUGGCGAGGUCCGCUUCCGACUCCUCCCUCCUACAGGCGAGCUCGACUUCGCUUCCGGGACGGACCUCUCUCUCCGUUUCGGCCGCUUACCGUACGCCAUACGUCUAUUAGAAAUCGCGACGAGCACCCGUUACCGUACGCUUGCCAACGUCCUCCUCAGAGACCAGCUCAUAUCCCAGGACCUCUUGGAAUAUUGGAAAAAACAAACAAAUAUACGCAUCAUUCACCGCAAGACUUCCCAAUCUUUGUUUGGCAUCGAAGACCCGUUCAUAAUAAAUCUCUCCGACGACUUAUUCACGCCGUUUCUUUGGCUAGGCGAGGAUCUAGUUCGAGGUCCACGUUUUCGCACUCAGUGGUGGGACCUCAGGGGACAUGUGAGCGGUCCAGCAUAUACGGGCCAAAUACUUUGCCGCUUCGAACGAUCUACGCUUCCAAAUCAUGCGCAAAGACGGGUCGUAGUAUUGCGUGUCCUGGAGAUCAUCGAGCCAAUACGUCCCAUCGUACCAGACUAUGAUGGUUUCCUCGAACCACCUGCAGAGGGCGCCUUGCUUCAGAGAGGCUGCAAGCCAGUCUCCAUAGAUAUCGAUAGUGUUCACUCCAAGGAUACUUGGAAUCCAUUAAAGGUGCUGUACGAUCGAGCGUACAGUCCACAAGCCGAUGUUGUUUCAUGAAAAUGCGAUGGAUUUCUUACUAG
Messenger RNA from Postia placenta MAD-698-R-SB12, 1215 nucleotides. RefSeq lists its product as hypothetical. Lineage: Eukaryota; Fungi; Basidiomycota; Agaricomycetes; Polyporales; Adustoporiaceae. The transcript is spliced from 3 exons. The record is from RefSeq and is a predicted model, not a curated record. Bases 41 to 1192 code for a protein of 383 amino acids.